Messenger RNA from Ilex paraguariensis (yerba mate), 600 nucleotides. Lineage: Eukaryota; Viridiplantae; Streptophyta; Magnoliopsida; Aquifoliales; Aquifoliaceae. The record is from the annotation of a GenBank genome assembly.
AUGGCUUCAAGACCCGUUGUCCAACAGCAAAACAGAGCCGAGGCAGGUCCAGGGGAUGUUAAGCAGAAAAACACGGCCCCCAAAGGGCGCCGUGCACUAGGUGAUAUUGGGAAUCUGGUUACAAUUCGUGGAGUCGAUGGCAAACCAUUGCCUCAAGUCUCCCGCCCUGUUACAAGAAGUUUCUGCGCACAACUACUCGCUAAUGCACAAGCUGCAGCAGCCGAAAACAAGAAAUCAGUGGCUCUGAAUGUGGGAGGAGCCAAAGGGAUUAAAGGAGCCGAAGCACGGAAGCCAGCUCAGAAGAAAGUUACUGUCAAACCGAAACCUGAAAAUGUGAAUGUGAUUAGUUCUGAUACUGAAAAAGAGAACAAGAAUGAGAACACUCAGAACAAGAAAAGGUCUGGUGAAGGGUCCUCUAGAAAGAAAGCUCCAACUCUUACUUCAGUUCUUACAGCUCGAAGCAAGGCUGCUUGUGGACAGGUUGAUAAAGCCAAGGUGCAGAUGAAUAAUAAGAAGCUAUCUCCUGUCCCUCGGGACAUGUGGCAUGGUGGGAGUGGUUCAGGAUCCAAAAGGGCACCGAGCUCCUUAUUCCCGUGCUGA